Molecule: messenger RNA, 2001 nt
Organism: Westerdykella ornata
Lineage: Eukaryota; Fungi; Ascomycota; Dothideomycetes; Pleosporales; Sporormiaceae
Exons: 3
Coding region: 132-1826 (564 amino acids)
Source: RefSeq, a predicted model, not a curated record
UCUGGGUACGUUCAAAAACAUAUCACGCCGUCCUGCUGGAAUUGCACGUUUGAAAGGCGCCCAAACCUCUCUUUUCGUUCAUUUUGCGCGAGAGCGCGUUGCCAUUCCGUCCACUGCGUCUAUUGUUCGACAUGGCGGCUCGCAUACUACCCAUCGGCCUGCUGCUCCUUGCAGUACAGCAAACUGCGGCCCAAGGGCCCUCCCCAACUUCGAACUUUUCCCUAAGUGUGACAUCGCAAAGCCCUUCGGCCUCCGUGACUGAGCCACCAUGCUGUUUCUACAUACCAAUGACCGUGGGUCUGAACGUAUGGUGGACUUCGUCAUUUACAGCGACUGUGGCGACGGUCGUCACAGAGUACCUCCAGUACAAUAACACCGUGAUACCGAAUGCAACAUCGACCAUAUACAAUGAAGUCAAGCCAGACGACUUCUACACCAGCAUUUCAACCGAUUUGCUUCCGGGAGUCUUAGUCUAUGAGCGAACAGCUAUUCAUCUUACCACUGUACUAUCGGACUAUUGGGGGGACAGUGUCAUGUCCUAUCCAACCCCUUUCGUGGAGGUCCAUCAGAUAGCGUAUGCAGAUGGAGGAAUUGGAACUGACACGGCCGGUGCUCAGACUUGCACCCCGGCACCGUUUAGCGGAGAUCCACAGUCGAGCUUCUAUUAUCUGUCCGAAGGCUAUGUCUUUGCACCAGAGACCACCGCUUGGACCGGCCCUGCAAACGACGUUGAAGCUCCCACCGGGGUCCUGGAUGCUUGGAUCGCGCAGACACCCGAUAUUACGUCGAAGAUUCCAUGGUUGAAGAAAUGCUCGUCGCUUCCGGGGUCGGGCGAACCCUCCAUACAUGUGCCUGUCACUGCCCUCACUGAGCAUUCCAAGAAGACCAUCCAAAUGACUGGAGUAGCACCAGGACAGCCGGACCAGCCGGCUCAGUCGACCGCGGCUCCAGAGCUAUCCUCCUCUCGACCUCCAAUCGCAACUCAACCGAUAGUGAGCAACCCAUUCCCACGGCCAACCCGUACGAGCGGUCCUCAACCGAAUCCCCAGACCUCUCUUCCAGGUUCUCCUGACGCUUCACCCCAGCCCAAUCCGAAUCCGAACCCUGAGACACCGAAUCCUGGAAAUCAAAAUCCUGGAAAUCAAAAUCCUGGAAAUCAAAAUCCUGGAAAUCAAAAUCCUGGGAGUCAAAAUCCUGGGAAUCAAAAUCCUGGGAAUCAAAAUCCGGGAAACCCCGACCCUAAUAAUCCCGGUGCGAACGUCCCCAGCAAUUCUCCGCAACCUUCACCCAUUCUCCCCGGCCCAUCUCUCCCAAUUCCUGUCAUUCCUGCCCCCAACAAUCCAGGCGUCGUCGUCCCCGGAGGCCCAACCCUCACUCCAGGCAUUACCACGACUAUCUCCGACCACGAGAUCAUCGUCCCCUCAAGUCCACCUACGGGUGUGGUCGUGCUCCCAGGCGGCGAGACCCUCUCUCCCGGAAGUACUACCACGAUCUCCGGCACAGAGGUUUUCGUUCCUACAGAUACACCAAGCGUCAUUGUGGUGGGUGGAACAGCUAUUCCUGCGCCUACAAAUAUCAUCGUCGUUGAUGGCACCACUGUACCUGUUCCAGCACCCAUAGAUAGUUCGUCCACGGAAUUGGAUAAUCUGUACACGCCAACGACGAUACCGCCCUCUCCUACGGGUAGCACCUCAAAUGGAGCAGGGAAGCCAAGCAAGCCGAUUUCUGGGCUGCCAGGAGAAUUCACGGGAGCAGCUGCAGCGACGCAGGUGUCUAUCUGGGGUGCUGGGGCAUUAGCCAUUGCUGGGGCCGUGAUCUUAAUCUAAUACUGGAGCAUCGUGUAAUGGCAAGUAAUGAGUAGACGUAAUUGACGCACUCUAUUUCAGCUGGGUAUCUCCAUAGAAGCCCGUGACGAAGCGGCAGUGAAGAAGGUGUAUAUAUAGGGUGCUGGGGUGUUAGCUAUGGUCGGGGUAGUGAUCUUGAUGUAGCACUGGAGCAUAA